Phascolarctos cinereus (koala) is the source of this 4863-nucleotide messenger RNA. RefSeq names its product sodium-dependent phosphate transport protein 2B-like. Gene Ontology annotation, molecular function: sodium:phosphate symporter activity. Gene Ontology annotation, biological process: sodium-dependent phosphate transport; intracellular phosphate ion homeostasis. NCBI's taxonomy places the organism in Eukaryota, Metazoa, Chordata, Mammalia, Diprotodontia, Phascolarctidae. The record is from RefSeq and is a predicted model, not a curated record. Gene Ontology annotation, cellular component: vesicle; brush border; apical plasma membrane.
GCCGUAUCUUUGCGCAACACCUUCCUCUAUAUAUACCCGGGGCUCGGGAAUACCUGGUGGAGUCAUUCCUUUAGUUCUUUGGCCCAGGAGGAAAAAAGGACUGACCAUGGCGCCGUGGCCUGAAUUGGGAAACUCCCACUCUAAUCCUAAUAAAUAUAUCGAAGAGGCUACCACCCAACAAUCUACUAUGUCUGGAAAAGAUAAAGGAAACCCCAGCAAUAAUGCCCAUCCUCCUGUAAACAAGAUAGAACUUCUGCCAUCUUACUCUACUAUUGCAUUGAUUGAAGAGCCAGUGGUAGAGCAAGACCCAUGGGACAUGCCUAACAUUAAGGACUCUGGAAUCGAGUGGUCAGAGAGAUAUACCAAAGGAAAAAUAAUUGCUGUCUUUCGAGGGUUUGGGAAAGUGAUUCUCCUCCUGGGAUUUCUCUACUUCUUUGUCUGCUCCUUGGACAUUCUCAGCAGCGCUUUCCAGCUGGUUGGAGGAAAAAUGGCUGGGGAGCUUUUCCGUGAUGGUUCAGUGUUGAACAAUCCUGUGGCGGGCUUGGUGAUUGGUGUGUUAGUGACUGUCAUGGUGCAGAGUUCCAGCACAUCCUCGUCCAUCAUUGUCAGCAUGGUGUCCUCUUCAUUGUUGACAGUAAAGGCAGCAAUUCCCAUUAUCAUGGGAGCCAAUAUUGGGACAUCAGUCACCAAUACUGUCGUGGCCCUCAUGCAGGCUGGAGACAGGGAUGAAUUUCGAAGGGCUUUUGCAGGAGCUACUGUUCAUGAUUUUUUUAACUGGUUGUCAGUGCUGGUGCUGCUGCCUCUGGAGGUGAUCACAAACUACCUCUACCACCUCACCAAUGUCAUAGUGAAAUCCUUUAAUAUCAAGAGUGGAGAUGAUGCCCCAGAACUCCUGAAAGUCAUCACAGAUCCCUUAACAAAACUCAUCAUUCAGCUGGAUAAAAAAGUCAUAAAUGAAAUUGCUACAGGCGAUGAAGCAGCAAAAAACAAAAGCCUGAUAAAGAUUUGGUGUGAAACUUUUAAAGAUGUGACUUUAAGCAACGUUACCGUUCCCUCACCAGAAAACUGUACCUCUCCCAGUCUCUGCUGGACUGACGGGAACAUGACCUGGACCCUCAUGAACACAACAUAUGAAAAGAACAUUGCCAAGUGCAAACACGCAUUUGUGGAUGUCAGUCUCUCCGAUCUGAGUAUUGGCCUCAUUCUUCUAGCCAUCUCUUUGGUGGUCCUGUGCACUUGUUUGAUCUUGAUUGUUAAGGUCCUGAACUCUGUACUCAAGGGACAAGUUGCUGCUGUGAUUAAGAAGACCAUCAACACAGAUUUCCCCUUCCCUUUUGCCUGGCUGACAGGCUACCUCGCCAUUCUGGUUGGAGCUGGGAUUACAUUUCUUGUGCAGAGUAGCUCUGUGUUCACCUCCGCAAUCACUCCUCUGGUUGGCAUCGGUGUGAUCAGCCUUGAGAGAGCUUACCCUUUAACCUUGGGCUCCAACAUCGGUACCACCACCACUGCCAUCCUGGCUGCAUUAGCUAGCCCUGGAAAUACUUUACAAAGUUCACUCCAGAUUUCCCUGUGCCAUUUCUUCUUCAACAUCUCUGGGAUACUUCUGUGGUACCCAAUCCCAUUCACACGCCUGCCAAUACGCCUCGCCAAGGGCCUGGGAGAUAUCACAGCCACCUACCGUUGGUUCGCCAUCUUCUACCUGAUCUUCUUCUUUCUCCUGACGCCACUGGCCGUGUUUGGCCUCUCGCUGGCGGGUUGGCCUGUGUUGGUGGGUGUAGGAGCCCCCAUCCUAUUGGUAUUGCUUGUGGUGCUGGUGAUGCGGGUGCUCCAAGCCCGCUGUCCUCAGAUUCUCCCUAAGAAGCUGCAAACCUGGGGCUUCUUGCCCCUGUGGAUGCAUUCUCUUCAGCCCUGGGAUGGGCUGGUGUCUCUCCUCACGGGCAAGUGCUGCCAGCUGCCCUGCUGCUGGUGCUGUCGCGUCUGCUGUCGUGUCUGCUGCCGGACGUGCUGCCUGCUGUGCGGAUGCCCCCGGUGCUGCCGCUGCAGUAAGUGCUGUGAUCUGUUUGAAGAUGAGGAGAACGUCAAGGAAAUCCCCAUCAAGGUUUCCGAGGUGUAUGAGAAUACAGCAGUCAUAAAUAAGGAGACCCAGCAGGGGGGCAAAGACAUAAAGACCUUCUCUGGCAACACGGCUUUAUAGCAGGAUGGUGAUUUCAGGGGAGAAAAGAUGGAUUAUUUCUUGUUCUACAUGCCCAUUCUCCCUUGAAGCGUGGGCAGGGUAGGGGCAGAUGGUUAGCUAUCUAUCCAUUGGAAAAAUGGAGUCACAGACAUUUGGUAUUCCUACCCUUCACCCCAGAACCCAAAGCAUUGGCAGGUAGGGCUGACUCAGUAUUGGCAGAAAAAGUGAUCAAAGCACCAUCCUUAUAAGGGCCACAAUUCUUUCUUACAUGAUUAGUGGCUCACUGAAAAGCCUCAGACAAGAACCAUAGGAUUUUUGCAAGUGAAUCCUGACUAGGUCAGUUAUUUACUCUCUCCAGAAACACUAGAGCCCCUGACCAACAGGAUGUGUUUUAAAUCCCUAAACAAUUUUCAGAAGGAAAAAGCCUGUGGAAAGUAUUCCAUUGCUCAAAUGUACAGUUUUACUUUUAUUUUUAAGUAAGUGUGAGUUUGGUUGCUAAGGCACAGGGCUCUUCCUAGGAAAGACCUGACUGUAAAUAGGAAAUCAGUACUUCCCUGGCCCCACAAAGCUUGGCGGCAGGGCAGGCCUAGGUGAGAAGAUGCCAGCCAGUGAUACACCCAGCCCAGUCUUAGUAAGCCACAUGUCCAUCCAUUCCCUGCUAUAUGGAGACUUGCAGGAAGGGGAAGGUUAAGGACUACGUUUUGUCUAUAGCAAACUUAGGUGGACACCCUUCCCAUGCCCAGGAGAAACUGCUGGUGGUCAGCAGCAUGCACUGGUUAGUCAGGUAGGCUUGGGCUGCCUCCACAGGCUGACGACCAUGAUUCCCAAUACCAAAGAUGAAUUCUAGGGAGGUAGAAUUACUGUAUAUGCUCAUGCCCCCUCUUUCCUGAUCUUCCCCCCCUUACUCUCUCCACAGUUUCUCUUGGGCAGGCUAUAACCCAGCCAAAGCCAGGCAAUUUCUAGAACAAACCAUGUUUCUGAAGGAUAGUAAUUUAAUUAAGAAGCAAAAAAGGUUGCAGAUGUGCUUUUGCAUUUCUUACUAUUGGAGGGAUGCAAAGGUGGGCAUGUUCCCAGGGCAGUUAGCACUUUAGUUGCUAAUUGGUCAGCAGCUGAGACUUCUGCCAUGAGUCAUUUUCAAUCGGGGAUACUCCAGAAAGCCAGAUUCAUAAAGGUCAGUGCUAAGAACUGGUCCCACUCUGAUAAUCUAAGUGCCUCAGAUGUCAUGAGGAGGUUGGGCAGGUUAUGACAGACUUUCUAUGGUUAGGAAAGAUCAGUUCCUCUGUCCAUCUUGGGCGAUUGCUAGCCUCUCAAACUCUGUGGGAAUUGGCCUUGAUAUUUUGUGGACUAAGCGUUUUCUUCUGCCAGCCCCAGUGAAUGGUUUGUGAGUUAUGUCAUGAAGUUUGUUUUGCCCUCAAAUGGAGGGGGAACAGAAUAAACUGAGCUGACUGCAGAAUCAGAGGACCAUCUUCAGAGGUCCUUCUCACCUUGGAUAGUGCCUUGAGAACUGUGUCUGGCCUGAUCCAGAGGGAUUAGCCAGUGGAUUAGCCUUUUAAGGAGGUGGGGUUGAAGGAUUCUGAGGUGAAUGGUCUUGCUGUUAGCCCUUCUUCUUUCUGGGUCCUUCCAUUUCUCUGUCCCUUUCACAGAAAGGAAAAUAUCCCAGACGCAUUCCUCAAAGGAUGAUGGUCUGGCUAGACAAAAAGUACCUUGUUUUAAGAUAUAACCUGUUAAAGACUAAUCUGGAACCUCUUUCCAAAUUGUCUUUCAUUUGCCAGGAAUGAGCUUUACCCAUUUCCAUCUCCUGUCCUCUUUGGCCCUUAAACUCCUGCUUCUUAAAAAGGCUAAUUGCUGAGCAUGUGACUGAAAAGGCUUGAGCUGAGGCUAAUCCAGAAGGUUGAAUUGACCAGUCACCCUCAGUCCCAGAGCCCCUUUUGAUAUAUGUUAUGUGCAUGUGCACGUGGGUGGGGUCAGGGGGCCUGUACCUUUUAGCAGCUCAAAUGCCCUCUCUUUGCCUUUCAUGGGCCCUUCUUCUAAGAGAGAACAAUCUUCACUUGCCUUUCUACCAGCCACAUACAUUUCUUCCCUCUAACACACCCUCUGUAAUACUCCCACCUCAUCCUGCUUAACUGGGCUCUACCAACAAUUUCCCAGCUCCAAAGAGUAUGUAGGAAAGGGGAAUAUAAGAUGAGGAAGAAGAAUGACUAGCCCAUUUCACAACUCCCAGGUCAUUUGGAGCCUUAUCCUGACCUUCUACUAUGUAUAUAACCCUUCUCAGACAGAUAUCAAUGUGGUCUGUAUGUAUAGUCACUGAAUUGUAUAGCUUUAUCAUAUUAUAUAGAAAAUAACCUGUAUGAUUCUGGUUUUAUAUUGCUCACCUUUGGAAAUAAGAAAGUGUUUAUCUAUGAAAUAUAUACAUACAUACAUACAGAUAUAUAUAUAUAUAUAUAUAUAUAUACAUACAUAUAAAAAGUCAACAUAAGCAAAAACAUUUGUAUAUUUUGCAAUAUCUUUUAAACUUGUCCACGCCACACUGUAAAUACGUAUGUUAAGCACCUCAUUAGUUCCAUUUGCACUUUGUAUGCUUUUUUCCAUUUGGAUUAUUCAUGUGAUCUGUGUACAUGAUAUAAUUUUCAUAUUUUUGGAAAGAAAAAAUAAUAAAAGAUAUUCAAACCCAAAGGGGAUGCAUUUUUGAA